UAAUGCAGUAAAUUGAGCCUUGCAACAGAAAGGAGACGUUUUCUGCGGAGCGGCCAGUUUCGGCGUCCGAUUUCGCACAUUUUCGCCAAACCCCUCGGCAUCCGCCUCUUCCUUCCAGGCCGAACCCGCUUUCGAAAGUUCGCGCGUCGCGUGUGAGUUUUUCGUGGAAAAAGUGAGUGGACAUGAGGUGAUACACUAAUUAGUGCCAUGGAUACAACCGACGGAAUUCAGAGGGGGUUACGAUGCAAUGCGAAGAAGUAGAGGCCCAGUCGGAAAACCCAGCGGAAAUGACCUUCAGCGACAGCCGAGAUUCGCCUUCGCCGAAGCCCUCAGCCCAACCAUCAGACGAAAAGUUUCAGGUGACCAAAUUCGAAGGCAUCAACCUCGACGAUGACAUCGAGAAAGUGGAAGUGUCCUCCCCUGGCUCGUCCGAAACCAACGAAGAGGACUUCGAAGGCCCACCCAUCAUCCCCACCAUCCCUGAGCAAAACCCCAACGAAUCCAUCAAGAACUGGCUGCAAAGAAUCACGGAUCUGCAGAAGAAGCUCGCCCUUGACCCUCCCGUGGCGUCGUUCCCGGUUAAACCCCCCACCCAACCCACUCCCAACCGAGUGGUUAAAUUCCAAGACCUCCCCUACAUGGGGGAGAUGACUCUCGACAACUCUAAGCCGCGCAGAGGCCGCAAGCCCAAAAAAGCCGAUAUUUGUCACUUGAUUUACAAGAACUAUGGUACGAUUUUUCCGGGCACGCCCAAUCCGAAGAGCUACAUCGAGAAGGAGAAGAAAUCGAGCGACUCGAAGGAGGAUUCCGGGAAGAGUGAUGUCCAGAAUCGUAUUAUCAGCAGCCUUCUGGAGAAAAGACUGACUCAAGAGAGCAAAAAGACAGAGCACGACCAAAACGAGCCUCUUAAUUUGUGUAUCCGCGAUCUCAACCACCUCAAGAUUCGCUUGCUGAAGAAAAAUGAUAACACGUACACUUCGGAGAUUAAGUCGGAGCCGCCUAGUGACGAUGAUGUGGAGUUCGUGCACGAGACGCCAUCGCCGGCUAAAGCCGAAGCCCGAUUUUCGGACUCUUUAAGCACCCCGAGUCCUACUCCGGAGGCUCCUGGGGGCUACGUGUACUGGCCUAACGCCGGAGUGUUCAUCCACCCCAUGGCUUUGCAGCAGCACCUCAUGUACUACCAAAGGAUGGCGGCUAACAAUAGUUACACCUUGCCGAGUCACAGCCCGCGUCCGCCGCCCCCAGAACCCGAGUCGCAAGAGCUCAGGAAGAUCGUCCCCAAGACACGAAAGAAGCCUGAGCAGAGCGAAGAGACUGAGCACUCGCAGCCUGAGCAAAAGACAAAACGGAACGCGUCUUCGUCGUCGGACAAGACCCCGACGAAGCGCAAGCGUUCCGCGAUCUUCAUUCCUCCUAUUCCCACUGAGAAUAACACCAACCCUGCCACGGAAGUCAGUAUUUGUAAGUUUAAAUUCACGGGGGGUGCGAAGCCGAGUUUGCAGGAGAAGAAGAUGCUGUCGGUGGAUUCGGGGGGGAAUUUUCGGUACUACAGCGGCACGGGCGAUAAAAGUAUGAGAGGGUACGAGUUUUUCCCGAGGGAGACGCUGCAGCAGCAGGUUAAUAACAGUCAAGGGAGUAGUACGGGGGCGUUCCUGCAAGCAAGCGGGGAGAAGAUUUACCCAGUGGCACCCGUGGACUUCACUGGGUCGAAACCCAACCAGGAUUUUCUGCUGACUCCGGAAAUUCCACCCACCCCGGAGUUGCACUCGAGACACAAGAAGCGAAAGUCGCGGAAGUCGCUCCAGCGAGAGAAGUUGGAACAGACGUUCAAGGAGAAGGGGUUUUUGAUCCAGACGCAGCAGUUGGAGUCGGCCGAAGGCGCGACUUAUUGUAAGUUCAGACAGCUGAGGAAGUUCACCCGGUAUUUGUUCAGGAGUUGGAAGGAUUAUCUGCCCGGGAAUGUGCGGGAGCUGCACGAAGGGGAGAAAGGGGCGGAGGAAGAAGGGGCGGAGCGUGAUGUGGACUCCCUAUCGCGACAUUCGAGUGAGAUGGGGAAUGUGCAGUUGUGACCAAAGAGAACUUUGUGGGUGGUGCUAAUCUGUAACUGUAAACUAAGGGUACAUUUACAUUUAAUCUAGUCGUACGUCUGUACUGUAAUUUUGUUGUUAAUUUAAUUAAUCUUAAGCGUAAUUCCCGAAUAAACUUGUUGUUAAUAA
Molecule: messenger RNA, 2216 nt
Organism: Zophobas morio
Lineage: Eukaryota; Metazoa; Arthropoda; Insecta; Coleoptera; Tenebrionidae
Exons: 3
Coding region: 243-2069 (608 amino acids)
Source: RefSeq, a predicted model, not a curated record